Molecule: messenger RNA, 2580 nt
Organism: Nilaparvata lugens (brown planthopper)
Lineage: Eukaryota; Metazoa; Arthropoda; Insecta; Hemiptera; Delphacidae
Product: putative nuclease HARBI1
Exons: 1
Coding region: 298-1383 (361 amino acids)
Source: RefSeq, a predicted model, not a curated record
AGGUUGUAGCUUGUAGCCUUGUAGGUAAGGAAAGGAAAGAUGUGACAUGUGGUUUGUGGAUGUGAUUGAGAUUGUCUGUUUUGAAAUAAUAAUUGAUAUAAAGUUUUGACAAGUAAUGUCAAUAUAGGGCUAAUAUUAUAUUGAACUGUGUGAUUGAAGUAAUUAAUGAAAGUGCAUAUAAAUAAUAUAGUGAUUGUGAUGAAUAUACUUAGGAAAUAAGUAAACAACAAUUUACGGUAACAAAUAUUUAAGGUUAUGGUCGUCCUAUCCUGUGAAAAAACAUUGUAAAAAUAAAUCAUGGAUCUCCGAAUAAUUGAUGAUUAUUCAAGCAGCUCUGAUGAGGACAUUAUUGAGUUUUUAAUAAUGACUUUACCUAACGCAAAACAGUAUAGAAUAAGACUAGAUGUAUUUAACUAUUUCAGUGAUGAAGAAUUCAAAGAAAGGUACAGAUUUUGUAAGGAAACUGUCAUUUUUAUUUCGGAAAAAAUAGGAGUUCAGGUAAUUAAUGAUAAUAGGGGGAAACCACUUGAUAAAUUAGAACAAAUUCUUAUUGUUUUAAGGUUUUACACAACCGGUAGUUUUCAGAAUGUUGUUGCUGAUUUUAUAAAAGUACAUAAAAGCACUGUAUGUAGGAUCAUCAGGAGAAUUUCACAAAAAUUGGCAGCAUUGCAUCCCAGAUUCAUAAAAAUGCCACAAAACCAUGAACUAAAUCAGGAAAAACAUAACUUUUUCAGAGUUGGAAAUUUUCCGGAUGUAAUUGGCUGUGUGGACUGUACCCACAUCAAAAUCAAAUCUCCAGGGGGGCCAGAUAGUAAAUUGUAUAAAAAUAAGGAAGGUUUCUUUUCUAUUAAUGUUCAAGCAAUAUGCAAUUCAUCACUGGCCUUUGCGGAGAUGACGGCUCAUUGGAAAGGUUCAAUCCCUAGCAGUACAAUCUUCAACUCAUCAGCAAUCAGAUUGAAAUUUGAAAAGGGUGAGUUUCCAAAUUGCUUUUUGUUGGGAGACUCUGGAUACCCAUGUCAGAGUUAUUUGUUAACACCAGUUCUCAACCCGCAAACUGAAGCAGAGUGCCGUUAUAAUAUAGCUCACAACAAGACAAGGAACUGCAUCGAACGAACAUUUGAAGUGUGGAAGAGGAGAUUUUCGUGUUUAUCCCUAGGCUUGAGAACUCGACUUGAAACAACGUUAGAUAUCAUAAUUGCGACUGCUGUACUCCAUAAUAUUGCCAUUCAAAAAAAUGAUGAGUACGAAUUUGAUGGCGAUAAUAUUUCACCAGUGCAAGAAGCAGGAUCGUUUCAACCCAUAGCAGCAGCUGAUGAAAUCAAUGAAACCCCUAACAGUCAAUUUGCUGCUCGAAAUCAUAUUAUUCAGACAUCUUUCAACUAAUAGUUCACUUACCGUUUAUUAUCAUUGUUUCUUCAAAAUUUGUAUUUCAAAGUGUUCGAGUACCUACCAACCGGUAUGUAGAAUUUCUAACUAAAGCGGCGUUUACCUUAUUCAAUAUUCCUUGAAUUCAAAUUUUCUCAUCGUUUAAGAAAAUGAACGAUUUCUGCAAAUUUAAAUUCAAGUUUUCAUAUCCCCAAUAGUAUACAGGUAGUCCCAAGAAAGAUGUAAUAGCCAAAGAACAUAGGCCUACAUUCUACAUAAAAUUUGCGACAAAAAAUUCCCAGUAAAAUUUUCUCUUAUUGACCUUAGUGUUCAAAAUAUAUAUAACAAUUUUUCUAUUACUUUUUUAAAUCUCAAUUUAAUAAUUAAUUUGAUUAACUUAAUCGUAACUUGAAAACUAUCAGUCAAGUUUUAUUAUCAACCUAUUUAAAUUAAAAAAAUGUUGAUUGUCAGAUUAAUAUAUAUGUGUAAAUUAAUAUGGACAUAACCUUCAUAAUAUUUAGACGAUUUGAGGCAAAAUUGAGAAAUAUAAGUUUUGGUCAUAGAAUUUGUUCUUUUCUUUGACGUUUUUUAACUUUUAAUCAGCACUUAGAGUUGCAAAACUUUAUUACAUUCGUUUAGUUCAAAAAUAAAUUUCAAACAAUUAAAACGCUUAUAAAAACGGCAAAGAAAGUAAAAAAUUAUAUGAAUCUUUCAGAAAUUUCUUCCUCUUUCCAACCUUAUACUUGGAAUUAUUUUUUGACUGAUAGUGCGGGUUGCACGAACCCGGUUAAAUUUUUAUCGUGAUUAAUUCCACGAGAACCAAUUAGAAAAGCCUUCUCUGAUUGGUUCCUGUGAAAUCGAUCACAGUUAAAAUUUAACCGGCUUUUGUGCAACCGAGCCAUAGUUUUCUAGACGUUUUUCAAAAAUCUCGAAAACUAAGGUUGAUAUAAAAAAUUUUACUGUGCAUUUUUUAUAACAAAUUUAAUUUAGAAUCUAUGGUCUUUGGUUGCUACACCUUUCGUGUGACAUUGUAUAAUUAUAAAGUAAAAAAUCCAUAAUGGAUCCCAUAGUUUUCAUAGGUUUUCAUUUAGUUGCUUUUAUACUUAAAAUAUAUUUUAUAUUUAAAAUAUAUUUUAAUUUUAUAUUUAAAAUUGAUUAUAGUUUUAUCUCAUUUACCUAUUCAUUUGUACAUUAUAUUGUACCUCCAAGAUUCAA